Molecule: messenger RNA, 1824 nt
Organism: Brassica oleracea var. oleracea
Lineage: Eukaryota; Viridiplantae; Streptophyta; Magnoliopsida; Brassicales; Brassicaceae
Exons: 1
Coding region: 1-1824 (607 amino acids)
Biological process (GO): telomere maintenance; DNA repair
Molecular function (GO): DNA helicase activity
Source: RefSeq, a predicted model, not a curated record
AUGAUUGAUCAAUAUAUAUCAGCUGAAUUGCCAGACAGAGAUGUAGAUCCUGAAGGUUUUGCAUUGGUCGACCGCCAUAUGAUUCAUGGGCCAUGCGGAAAACGUCGACCAACAUCACCUUGCAUGGACAAGGGAGAGUGCACCAAGGCUUACCCUAAGCCGUUAUCAGAUCAUUCACACAUUGACAAGUCUGGGUUUGUCAGAUACAGAAGGCGAUCAAAUCCCAAGCAUUUAGUCUUGAAGAGCAAUAUUGAGAUAGGGAAUCAGUACGUUGUCCCUCACAACCUCAGUCUCCUUAAAAAAUAUCAGGCCCAUAUCAAUGUUGAAUGGUGCUGCAGAACCAGUGCAAUCAAAUAUCUUUUUAAAUACAUUACAAAAGGUGUUGAUCGAGCUACUGUUCUUUUAAAGGAGGUGGAAAAAAGAGGCGAUGGGAAGGAGAAAAAGAAAGAAGGGGUGGAUGUGGUCAAUGAGAUAGAUAGAUAUAUGGAAUGUCGAUACAUCUCUGCAUGUGAGGCCUCAUGGAGAUUAUUUGCCUUUCAGAUACAUCACAAUCAACCUAAUGUUAUUAAGCUGCCUGUACAUCUACCAGGUCAGCACUAUACUGUCUACGAUGAGUCUUCUAACUUAGAAGAAUUUAUUUCAAAAGAAGACAUCGAGAAAACGAUGUUAACUGCAUGGUUUGUAGCAUGUGAAACGUAUGAAGAAGCACGAGACCUGACGUACGUUGAGCUCCCUACUAGGUUCGUUUAUCACACAUCAGGGAAACUAUGGACCCCCAGGAAAACGGGUGGAGCAAUAGGCAGGGUGGUUUACGUCAGUCCAGCGGCCGGUGAUAACUAUUUCUUGCGGAUUUUGGUAAAUGUUGUUAGAGGCCCAAGGUGUUACGAGGACUUAAGAACAGUUGGUGGUGUGGUGUUUAAAAAGUAUAGAGAAUCAUUUUACGCACGCCGUUUGCUUGACGACGACAGGGAGUGGCAUGAUGCUAUAGAGGAGCCAUCAUAUUGGGCUACUGGUCGCCAGCUCAGACGGUUGUUUAUGAUUAUCUUAUUGUUUUGUCGAGUUGUAAAUCCACUGAAGCUUUGGGAACAUACCUGGAAGUUCCUGGCAGAAGACAUCCUCUACACGAAACGCAAAGAAUUCAGAUUCCCAGGUCUUGAGCUCAACGACGACCAGCUGAAGCAAUAUACUCUCAUCGAGCUCGAGCAACUCUUGAAGGAGAAUGAUCAGUCACUUGCGGACUACCCUGACAUUCCAUUGCCUGAUGAUGCUAUUUUGACUGAGAUUUCAAACACAGUGCUGAUGCAGGAGUUGAGUUAUGACAUUCAGCAGGAGAAUGAGACACAUACAGAGUUGUUUGCAUCAAUGAAUCAAGAUCAGAAAAUGGUAUAUCAUGCAGUGCUUCAAUCUGUUGAUAAGCAAUCUGGGCAGUUGUUUUUUGUUAAUGGGGCAGGAGGUACAGGUAAAACAUACCUAUACAGGACCAUCAUCGCAAAGCUUAGAUCAACUAAUAAAGUUGUUAUCCCAGUCGCAUCAUCUGGUGUUGCUGCGCUAUUGCUCCCAGGAGGAAGAACAGCCCAUUCUCGGUUCAAACUGCCGCUUACACUGAGCGAUGUGUCAAUGUGUAAUAUUCCCAAGUGUUCUAUGUUGGCUUCAUUGAUAGCAAAGUCGGAUUUAAUAAUCUGGGAUGAAGCUCCGAUGGCCCAUCGCCAAGCAUUUGAGACACUUGACCGUUCACUCCGGGAUUUGUUGAGUCCUUCAGAUCCAACGGCUUCCGACAAACCAUUUGGUGGUAAGACCGUUCUCUUGGGAGGUGAUUUCAGGUAA